GGUCUGUGGUCAUUCAGGAAUCUGGAUGUAGACUUUUCCCAGGAGGAGUGGAACUGUCUGGAUUCUGUGUGGAGAUCUUUGUACAUGGAUGUGAUAUUGGAGAAUUACAAAAAUCUUGUCUUUGCAGUCAUCAGAUAAUUCAUAUAGGAAAGAAACCUUACAAAUGCAGCAAAUCUGGUGAAUGCUCUAGCCAGCCCACAAACCUAAAAAGCAAUUGGAGAAUGCAUAGAGGAGAGAACUCUUACAAAUGUAGGGGAUAUGAGAAAUCCUUUACAUGUGCAUCAAAUCUCAAAAGAGAUCAGAGAUUUCAUACAGGAGAGAAACCCUUUAAAUGUAAUGAAUGUGCAAAAUCUUUUACGUCUGUCUCACAUCUUAGCAGACAUCAGAGAAGCCACACAAGAGAGAACCCUUACAAAUGUGAUAAAUGUGGAAAAUAUUUUAAAUAUAGCUCAACUUUUAGAAAUCAUCAGAGAAUUCAUACAGGAGAGAAGACUUACAAAUGUGAUAAAUGUGAUAAAAAUUUUAAGACCAAAAUCCUUUCAUGUGUCUCAACUUUACACAAUCAUCAAAGAAUUCAUACAGGAGAAAAACCAUACAAUUGUACUGAAUGUGAGAAAUCCUUUAGAUAUUGCUCACAUCUUAAAAGACAUCAGAUAAUUCAUACAGGAGAGAAUCCUUACAAAUGUGGUGAAUGUGGAAAGUCCUUUACAUGCAGCACAUAUCUGGGACCACAUCAGAAAUCUCAUUCAAGAGAGAAAGCUUACAAAUGUCAUGAAUGUAAGAAAUCAUUUAGGUAUAGCUCAAACCUUAGAAAUAAUCAGAAAAUUUAUACAUGUUCACAUGUCGAUAUACUUGCAAACUUAGCCUCCAAUAUAAUCCUGCUGAUUAGGCUGCAAGUGAUUACAAG
Messenger RNA from Mus pahari (shrew mouse), 907 nucleotides. Its product is annotated as zinc finger protein 525-like. Gene Ontology annotation, biological process: regulation of immune system process; regulation of cytokine production; negative regulation of transcription by RNA polymerase II. The annotation marks the transcript as partial. The record is from RefSeq and is a predicted model, not a curated record. NCBI's taxonomy places the organism in Eukaryota, Metazoa, Chordata, Mammalia, Rodentia, Muridae. The transcript is spliced from 3 exons.